AUGCACUGGAAUUGGGAUUGGGGGUUGGAUAGUUGGAUUAGGGAGAGAAAGGUCUAUAUAAGCACUGAUUCUCCCAAGGUUCCUACCACCCAUCAAUCUAACCUAACCACCAAGUUCCUCCCUCCCCUCCCAACCAAUCACCUCUUCCAAACCAUAAAGAACGGCAAAGAUAUCAACAAAAUGGCAUCCACCCCUCUCCCCCUGCACCCCCUUCUCGACACAGGCGCAGGCCUCAAACCAAGCAAAGACACCUUCCCCGGCGGAACCCUCUCCUGCCACUGCAGCACCAACAAAGUCACCGUCGAACUGACCAGCAACGUCGCACACAACCACGCCUGCGGGUGCUCGAAAUGCUGGAAACCAAGCGGCGCCCUCUUCAGCAUCGUCGGCGUCGUGCCCCGGGAGAACCUCCGCGUCACCGCCAACGAAGCGAAACUCUCCAUCGUCGACGCGGCCGCGCCGAUCCAGCGGUACGCAUGCACCGAAUGCGGCGUGCAUCUUUUUGGACGGAUCGAGGUCGAGCACCCCUUCAAGGGGUUGGAUUUCGUGCAUGUGGAGUUGAGCGAGGAGGAGGGGUGGCAGCCUGUGCAGUUUGCCGGGUUUGUGAGUAGUCUGAUCGGGCAGGGGCUGGAUCCGAGUCUUGCGGAUGUGGUGAGGGCGCAGGUUAAGGGGUUGGGGCUGGAGAGCUAUGAUGCGUUGAGUCCGGCGCUGAUGGAUGCGAUUGCCAAGUGGAAUGCGGAGAGGGAUGGGGUGGUUUUUCGGAGUAAGUUUUAG
Molecule: messenger RNA, 774 nt
Organism: Aspergillus calidoustus
Lineage: Eukaryota; Fungi; Ascomycota; Eurotiomycetes; Eurotiales; Aspergillaceae
Source: the annotation of a GenBank genome assembly